ACCGCCGCAAAAAAGUUCAUAAGGAGCUGGAAAGUCUGGUGUUUCGGAUCUGAUGCGUGUCUAUAUCAAAUUGAGAGUCCGGGGAAUGUUUAUUUGUGGUAACAAUAAAGCAUCUUCAGAAGGGAUAAUCAUGGGUCAAACCGGAAAGAAGUCUGAGAAGGGACCAAUUUGUUGGAGAAAACGCGUAAAAUCAGAAUAUAUGAGACUGAGGCAGCUUAAGAGGUUCCGACGUGCGGAUGAAGUAAAGAGUAUGUUUAAUUCUAAUCGUCAGAAGAUACUGGAAAGAACUGAAAUCUUAAAUCAAGAAUGGAAACAACGUAGGAUACAGCCUGUUCACAUCAUGACUUCUGUGAGCUCAUUGCGCGGGACCAGGGAGUGCUCUGUCACCAGUGACAUAGAUUUUCCAAAACAAGUCAUCCCUUUGAAGACUCUCAAUGCUGUUGCUUCUGUGCCUAUAAUGUAUUCUUGGUCUCCCCUUCAACAGAAUUUUAUGGUAGAGGAUGAAACUGUUUUACAUAACAUUCCAUAUAUGGGAGAUGAAGUGCUUGACCAGGAUGGUACCUUUAUUGAAGAACUCAUCAAGAACUAUGAUGGGAAAGUGCAUGGAGACAGAGAAUGUGGAUUUAUCAACGAUGAAAUAUUUGUUGAGCUGGUCAAUGCCCUUGGUCAGUAUAGUGACGAUGAAGAUGAUGAUGAUGGAGAUGACAAUCCUGAGGAAAGAGAUGACAAGCAAAAAGAUCGGGAAGGUAACAGGAUGGAGAAAGAAAGCCACCCACCUCGGAGAUUUCCUUCUGACAAGAUAUUUGAAGCCAUUUCCUCCAUGUUUCCGGACAAGGGUACAGCAGAAGAACUGAAAGAGAAAUACAAAGAACUCACUGAGCAGCAGCUUCCCGGAGCUCUUCCUCCUGAAUGCACACCGAACAUAGAUGGACCAAAUGCUAAAUCCGUUCAGAGGGAGCAAAGCCUGCACUCUUUUCACACACUCUUCUGUAGACGCUGUUUUAAAUAUGAUUGCUUCUUACAUCCAUUCCAUGCAACUCCUAAUACUUAUAAACGAAAGAAUACAGAAACAGCAUUAGAUAAUAAGCCUUGUGGACCGCACUGUUACCAACAUUUGGAAGGAGCAAAGGAGUUUGCAGCUGCCUUGACUGCUGAGCGUAUAAAGACACCACCAAAGCGCCCGGGUGGCCGCCGGAGGGGGAGACUUCCAAACAACACCAGCAGACCCAGCACGCCAACAAUAAAUGUCUUGGAAUCAAAAGACACGGACAGUGACCGAGAAGCUGGAACGGAAACUGGAGGAGAAAACAAUGAUAAAGAAGAAGAAGAAAAGAAAGAUGAAACAUCCAGUUCCUCUGAAGCAAAUUCUAGGUGUCAAACACCGAUAAAGAUGAAGCCAAAUAUUGAGCCUCCGGAGAAUGUGGAAUGGAGUGGUGCAGAAGCCUCAAUGUUUAGAGUUCUUAUUGGCACCUACUAUGACAACUUCUGUGCAAUUGCCAGACUGAUUGGGACCAAAACGUGCAGACAGGUGUAUGAGUUUAGAGUAAAGGAAUCUAGUAUUAUUGCACCAGUCCCUGCUGAAGAUGUUGAUACUCCUCCCAGAAAGAAGAAAAGGAAACACAGGUUGUGGGCUGCUCAUUGCAGAAAGAUACAGCUGAAAAAGGAUGGGUCAUCGAAUCAUGUUUACAACUAUCAGCCAUGUGAUCACCCACGUCAGCCUUGUGAUAGCUCAUGCCCAUGUGUAAUUGCUCAAAACUUCUGUGAGAAGUUUUGUCAGUGCAGCUCAGAAUGCCAAAACCGGUUUCCUGGAUGCCGUUGUAAAGCGCAGUGCAACACCAAGCAGUGCCCGUGUUACCUGGCUGUGCGUGAGUGUGAUCCUGACCUCUGUCUCACAUGUGGAGCAGCUGACCACUGGGACAGCAAAAAUGUCUCUUGCAAGAACUGCAGCAUUCAGAGAGGAUCCAAAAAACACUUACUAUUGGCACCUUCAGAUGUGGCAGGCUGGGGAAUUUUUAUUAAAGAUCCUGUACAGAAGAAUGAAUUCAUCUCUGAAUACUGUGGUGAGAUUAUUUCUCAGGAUGAGGCAGACAGAAGAGGAAAAGUGUACGACAAAUACAUGUGCAGCUUUCUGUUUAACUUGAAUAAUGAUUUUGUGGUUGAUGCAACACGCAAGGGCAACAAAAUUAGAUUUGCAAACCAUUCAGUAAAUCCCAACUGCUAUGCAAAAGUUAUGAUGGUUAAUGGUGAUCACAGAAUAGGAAUAUUUGCUAAAAGAGCCAUUCAGACUGGUGAAGAACUGUUCUUUGACUACAGAUAUAGCCAAGCUGAUGCCCUUAAGUAUGUGGGCAUUGAAAGAGAAAUGGAAAUCCCUUGACACCAGCUACCUCUUCUUUUAAACAAACAGCUGCCUUAUCUUCAGGAAUUUCUAGUACUGUGGGCAAUUUUAGAAAAAUAAAAAUGAUGCAAUUUGAAAUUAUGUAUUUGCAAAGUACUGUAACAGUAAUUUAUAGUAACAAAUUUAAAAAAAACAAACAACUUUUUAUUGCCUUCUCACCAGCUGCAAAGUGUUUUGUACCUAUGAACUUUUGCAAUAAUGUGGUGUGGUACAUUUUUCAACCUUGAAUAAAGGAUACUUGAACUUCUUCAUUUUUACUGGAA
Messenger RNA from Myiozetetes cayanensis, 2658 nucleotides. RefSeq names its product enhancer of zeste 2 polycomb repressive complex 2 subunit (gene EZH2). NCBI's taxonomy places the organism in Eukaryota, Metazoa, Chordata, Aves, Passeriformes, Tyrannidae. The coding region runs from base 53 to 2374 and encodes 773 amino acids. The transcript is spliced from 21 exons. The record is from RefSeq and is a predicted model, not a curated record. Gene Ontology annotation, biological process: chromatin remodeling. Gene Ontology annotation, molecular function: protein binding; histone H3K27 methyltransferase activity.